AUGGAGGAAGGUGAAAGCACCUCAAGCAGCUCAUGGACCCUUUCAUGGAAGCGGAUAUGGCAGCAAAAAGUCCCUCUGAAGAUCAAAAUUUUUGCUUGGAGGACUUGUGUCAACGAUCUUCCAACUAUGAAAAAUCUAAACCAUAGAGGUGUUCAUUGCUCUAGCUUCUGCCCUCUAUGUGACAAAGCCAUUGAGACCACAACCCAUGCACUUCUUCAUUGCGAUCAUGCAAAAAUGACUUGGGCAUUUUGGUACAAUUGUCCUGUGGACCUCUCUUCCUCUUAUUGUGACUUGGUGGAUAUUGCCUUAGAUUUUAUUGCAAAAGGCUCCCUAAAUGAUUUAGAGCUUUUCUUUGCCGUUGCCUGGUCUAUUUGGUGGAAUCGUAAUCAAGCAAUCCAUGAGGACUCGGGUUCCCCUCCAAUUCAUGCUUGGGAAAUGGCAGGUGGAGUCUUGGCUGAAUUCAAGGCAGCUUACUCUUGUCCGAGAUUUUCUCAGUCCAUCCCUCAGUCCAAAUGGAAAGCUCCACCUAUGGGCUUCAUUAAAAUUAACACUGAUGCAGCAGCUUUUGAAGAUGGGAGGAAAUCGUGCAUCGGUGUAGUCAUUCACGAUAAUAUGGGUGAAGUUCUAGCAACAUCAAACAAGGUUCUACCCGCAUCAUACUUGGCUGAGAUCUCAGAAGCUCUGGCCAUGCAAGAUGGUGUGCUUCUUGCAACGGAAAUGGAAGUCUCCCACACUAUCUUUGAGUCCGACGCCUUAUCCAUUAUUCUAGCAAUUAAUGAUGGAAUCCAUGGUGGUGAGCUUGGGCACAUAAUCAGAAACAUCAGAGAAAUGGCUGCUGUGUUUUCCUGGUGUUCUUUUAAACAUCUAAAAAGGGAAGGCAACAGAGUUGCCCAUCAAUUUGCAAAGGUAGCUGGGAAUUCUGGUGUUUCACAGAUUUGGAAAAUGUCUUUUCCAAGUUUUCUUGAGCAUCUUCUUAUUGAGGAUCUCUGUUUGUAA
This is a messenger RNA of Quercus robur (English oak), 996 nucleotides long. RefSeq lists its product as uncharacterized. NCBI's taxonomy places the organism in Eukaryota, Viridiplantae, Streptophyta, Magnoliopsida, Fagales, Fagaceae. The transcript has a single exon. The coding region runs from base 1 to 996 and encodes 331 amino acids. The record is from RefSeq and is a predicted model, not a curated record. Gene Ontology annotation, molecular function: RNA-DNA hybrid ribonuclease activity; nucleic acid binding.